AUGAGUGGCAUGGACUUUAAUGUGUCAGAUCCAAUUUUGUUCUUGUUACCAAUUCUAUUCAUUGGUUUCCUCAUUGUUGGGCUUUGUUUUGCAUUCUGCUGUUAUCUUUUGAGGUAAGCACCCAAUCUUUUAUGUUAAUAGGGACCUUAAGAUGUGUGGACGGCGGCAGCAGGGAAAAUGUUGUUGAAAAAGUGCAUUUCAUGGUUUUCAAUCUUUAUCACGAUUAUUCCAACUGGCUUACUGUUUCAAAUGUAGGCAAGUAGUAAAAUUUUGUUGGUGCUUUUUACAUCCUCCAUAAAUCAUGAAGUUGUGUAAAAUAUUUUCACUUUGUGGUCAUGCACAAAACUCCAAAGGAAUGUACAAAAAAGUCUGAUGCAGGAGCAAAUUGUUGGUUUGGUUAUUAAACCUAUUGCUUUUUUGACAUUCUUGUUGUCAUUGCUGUCGUCAGAUCUUAUAGUCACUUAGAAUAUCACUCAGGACUCAGAAAGUGAAAAAUGAACCUGGGUCCUUGUAGACCUUAAGUCAGAAUUGUAAUACUGAAUUUUCUUCCCACGGGAGCCGAGAUGUAUUCAUUGGGGGAUGUUCUGUGUCUGCAAUUAAAUAAUGUGUUAACUUUUAAAUUCUUACUCUUUAGUCUAGCAUUGUCACCUUAAUUGUCAUAGUAGUGAAGUUUGCUUGUCUUUAUAACCCUUUAAGUCCCAAGAAUGACCAGCAUCAGUUUUCUUCUAGUUUAACAAAAUUCAGUACAAAAUCUAAAGGGAAGGUUAUNAAGGAAUGUACAAAAAAGUCUGAUGCAGGAGCAAAUUGUUGGUUUGGUUAUUAAACCUAUUGCUUUUUUGACAUUCUUGUUGUCAUUGCUGUCGUCAGAUCUUAUAGUCACUUAGAAUAUCACUCAGGACUCAGAAAGUGAAAAAUGAACCUGGGUCCUUGUAGACCUUAAGUCAGAAUUGUAAUACUGAAUUUUCUUCCCACGGGAGCCGAGAUGUAUUCAUUGGGGGAUGUUCUGUGUCUGCAAUUAAAUAAUGUGUUAACUUUUAAAUUCUUACUCUUUAGUCUAGCAUUGUCACCUUAAUUGUCAUAGUAGUGAAGUUUGCUUGUCUUUAUAACCCUUUAAGUCCCAAGAAUGACCAGCAUCAGUUUUCUUCUAGUUUAACAAAAUUCAGUACAAAAUCUAAAGGGAAGGUUAUGAGAACUAUUAUUGAUCUUUUGGCAAAAUCUCAACUUAUUCUUCAAGUAAAUGUAUGGAAAUCAGUUUGAGGAAUUUGAAUCUGGAUGUUGUGCUCAAAGGGUUAAUAAGAUUUAAGCGCCACUACUUGAAUAAGCGUCGCUCUUGAAUAAGUGGCACACCUUUACUGAAAACAAUUUAAUAAGUGUGGCUCUUGAAUAAGCGUUGUGGUGCCAAUUUGGGUAUUUAUAAAUAAACACCCCAGUUUUUGUUACAGUGCUUGGUAUAAGAGAUAUCAAAACCAUAUCGCUUAAGAAAUAAGAUCGUGACCAACUCUCUCUUUAUAUAUUCCUUCCGGUAUUUUACAUGUAGUUGAAAUAAUCACCACACUCAAAUAAGCAUCGCUCUUGAAUAAGCGCUGCACCUUUAACAGGGAAAAUGAAGUAAGGGCUGUGGUGCUUAAUCAAUCAUUAAGAGUACCCUCAAACCAUGUGGGAUUGGUUAAUGGUGAGAGGUCAGACUAAGAAAAGCCUCUGGUCCACUGGGUUUGGGGGGUAUGAUUUGGGGCCAGUAACCCUCGUAUCUUAAAAAAUAGAACCAGGAGAGAACUGUAUUGAUGGGAGAAAUAUUAUUUCCUGCCCUAGUACUCCCUACUUGGUGUCAAGAAUGAUGAUGAUGACUUUUGAAAGACUAACUGACAACCGAUAACUACAACAUUUUGUGUAUGUGUGUAUGUUUCUUUCCUAACAGGACAUCUGAUGAACCCCAGCAUGAUUUAGAGUCUUCAAGAAGAGUUCAUUAUGAAGGCCUUAAAAAGGUAAAUUAUGGACUGACCAGUUAGCAAGUUUUUUUAUAUAUUUCUACAAGCUGUGGUACAUGGUGGUAAAAUCUGAGACAAGAUUCCAAUUUGUUCAAAAAUCCAUGACUGUGUAUAUCAAAAAAUUAUGUGCUUGUCUGAAAGAAGCACAUGAAAUGGCACUCACUUUAGAGAUCUUGAGAUCAGAAUAGUUUCCUUUGGGUAUUCCUCUUCUUUCCCAUUUGAAUGGUAUUAAAUGAAAUGAUAAAAAAAAAUUGAUAUAUAGUAAUCGCCUCAAUAAUUGCUUAUUUAGUAGCUAUCACAUUGAAAAGAAGAGUUGCUCAUGUAAACUAGAAAACUUAACAUACGUUUUUCUCCUGUUGGGUGCACCAGUUGGGUGCACCAGUAACUGGAUGGCUGCACUCUGUACCUUUACCAUUUCUUUAGUAGAUUCUAAGGAGGUUCACGCAGAGCUCUUAUCAGAGCCAUAUAGUAAAGUUUGCUUGGAUGAACAGCUACGUGUAGCACUUAAACCUCAGUUAAGACAUUGGCCAGCCAGUCAAUUGAUUUAAACCACGCCAACACUCCAGCAGUAAGCCAAUCUGAAUAUGCCUUAAAUACAAUGAGCAUUAUUGUUGUGGAAGCUAUGGAAUGCUUACAAACUUGUCAUGCUUCAAGUAUGUUAUGUACUUCAUUUUAUUAAACAAAUAUUUCUGCUAUUUUAUUUCGUUGAAGACAAAUUACAAGAAGAAAUGGUUGAAGAAAGUUUCUCUGAAGAGUGAUGUAAGUAGAAUAAGAACAAGUUUUGCUGACAUUUAAUAUUGUGUAACAUAACUUACAAACUUUUGUUGUUUCUGGAAUUCCAGUGUAUCCUCUUGGUUUCUUGUUUCUUUUUUGUCAUUAUUCAGUUCAUUAAUACAGCUUUUUUUCUUUCUUUUAGACGUGUGCAAUUUGUUUGGAUGAUUUUAGGAACAAGGAGGAAAUUAGUAUUUGUAGAUGUGGGCAUGCUUAUCACCACAAGUAGGUCAAGCAAAUGUUUAUUUCUUUUAUUUUUUAACUUAGGAGAAAAAUAAGAUAGAAGUUCACUCCCCACCUCCUUGCCUUUUGCUAGGGCUGCAUGCUUGUGAAUUAUCUCAUUUUUUGUGUGUGUUGAUGAAAUGGAGGCUGUCAACAGUUUAGCAAUGAGUACCUCUUGGACCUCUUGAAGAAAGUGGUCAAUAGCUUUUACAUUAUUUUAAUCCAUCAUCCUCACCCAAUUCAAUUCAAUUCAGCCCCCUCCCAAAUAAUUCCAAGGGCUUGUAUUCUACAGCUUUCAGGGGCCAAUCCUGACCAAAACGGAGAGGCCAUGGCAACUGCAGCAAAAGAUGGCUGUAAAAAUUUAUAUAGCACCUCAGCAAAAAAGUGAGAGUGUAUUACCCUCUUAGUAAGCACAAUUUUAGUUGUAUAACCUGUCCGUCUUUAAGUAACUGAUGGAUCAAGGCACAGUAGUUCUAACUGUUAAAUCGGUGAGCAAGACCGUAUGGUAUGACCACUCAUAUUGAACCUCUGUAUUUUGACAUGGUUGAUGGUGGUCUUUUUUGUUCCAUGUCGUAAGUGAAAUAAUGUGAUUAUUGUGGCAUUUCAGCCUGCAGUUUAGGCUUGUUUUAGGCCAGCAAAAGCUGCUAGUUUAUGUUCAUAUUGCCGUAGCCACCUUUUAUUUAUUUUCAGAUAGAGGAAGAUUUGUGAUAGUAGAAAUAGCAACCCCCUAGGUGUGUGCUAGGCUGCCCCNAAAUAAUUCCAAGGGCUUGUAUUCUACAGCUUUCAGGGGCCAAUCCUGACCAAAACGGAGAGGCCAUGGCAACUGCAGCAAAAGAUGGCUGUAAAAAUUUAUAUAGCACCUCAGCAAAAAAGUGAGAGUGUCAUGCUAAAAAGUCUGCUCAUAGACUAGGAACCCUCUUAGUAAGCACAAUUUUAGUUGUAUAACCUGUCCGUCUUUAAGUCACUGAUGGAUCAAGGCACAGUAGUUCUAACUGUUAAAUCGGUGAGCAACACUGUAUGGUAUGACCACUCAUAUUGAACCUCUGUAUUUUGACAUGGUUGAUGGUGGUCUUUUUUGUUCCAUGUCAUAAGUGAAAUAAUGUGAUUAUUGUGGCAUUUCAGCCUGCAGUUUAGGCUUGUUUUAGGCCAGCAAAAGCUGCUAGUUUUUUUAUUUUCAGAUAGAGGAAGAUUCUGGAUAGUAGAAAUAGCAACCCUCUAGGUGUGUGCUAGGCUGCCCCUCUCUCCCUUUUCCCUACUUCAUUGGGCUCACCCUAUUUCCUCCUGUCUUUUGGAGUUUGAAUAUGGCUCUUUCGCAAGCAAAAACAUUCACAUGCCCAAAGAAAAUGCCUGCACUGCAGGAUCGUGGCAUUUUUCUGUGGGCACUUUUAAUGCUGAUUUAGACAGUAUGAUUUUUGCUUAUGACUAUUGUGUGGGACUAGCAUAUGUCAUGACUUUCGACCAUCCACAUGUGCGCAAUUUUCACUUACCACAUCCUCACAUGUCGUACGGAUGUCAUGGGAUUAAUUUACACAACACGAUUUGGGCACAACAGUUGUAAGUAAAAAUCGUACUGUCUAAAUCAGCAUUUAAGAUUAGGAACUACAAGGUCAACUUUUCUGUUUAAAUUAGGUGCAUUAUGAAGUGGAUGGAGAUUAAAGAAACAUGUCCAAUAUGCCAGCGUAAUUGUAGGCAUGGAGGUGCAUCAGCAGAUGGAGAAAGAACACCUUUAUUAUUAGAUGUGUGA
This is a messenger RNA of Porites evermanni, 4722 nucleotides long. NCBI's taxonomy places the organism in Eukaryota, Metazoa, Cnidaria, Anthozoa, Scleractinia, Poritidae. The record is from the annotation of a GenBank genome assembly.